Molecule: messenger RNA, 2245 nt
Organism: Populus euphratica (Euphrates poplar)
Lineage: Eukaryota; Viridiplantae; Streptophyta; Magnoliopsida; Malpighiales; Salicaceae
Product: Tetratricopeptide repeat (TPR)-like superfamily protein
Exons: 2
Coding region: 255-1685 (476 amino acids)
Molecular function (GO): protein binding; mRNA binding
Source: RefSeq, a predicted model, not a curated record
AAUAGAUUUUAUUAAUGCAUUUGAAUGAAUAGUGGAUGGAAGGAUAGAAUUGCUAGCCAUAGGUUCUAAGAUAUACAGCCUCUCGAUCGGACACUUUCCAGUUCGUGGCUUCGUGACUCGGAGUUGGAUUCAUCUCUCUCUUCUCCCUCACUAAACCCUAACUCCCAGGUACCCACAUUUCUUCCAUUCUUUUCUAGCUGUUAAAUCUCUGGCAAUCAUUUUUUUUUAUCAUUUAAAACCAUCGCUAUAAACCAAUGUCACUUUUUUCUUUAACUCGCCAUUUAUCCUUCUCAAUCAAGCCCAAAACCCCCAAAAUCUCAACUUUACACUACGCUACCACUUCCCUGGGAGAGAAACUUGAUGCCCAUCUGCAAAACAGUCCUAACAACGUAGAGAAAACCCUCAAUUCACUCGCACCAAUUAAACUUGACACCAAAUAUGUCAACGACAUCAUACACAAAUGGUCCCUUAAUAACCUUCAAUUGGGUCUUAGGUUUUUUAUCUGGGCUGGUGAUCAACCAAAUUACAGGCAUAAUUUAUAUAUCUAUAAUAAAGCAUGUAGCUUGUUUAAGAUUAAGCAAAACCCGCAAGUUAUUUUGGAUUUAAUUGAGACUUAUAAGCUGGAGAAGUGUGUGGUUUGUGUUGACACUUUUAAGGUUGUUUUGAGGCUGUGCAAAGCGGGUGGGCUCGCUGAUGAGGCUUUAAUGGUGUUAAAGAAAAUGCCUGAAUUUAAUAUACGUCCAGAUACAACUGCCUAUAAUCUUGUUAUUAGGUCGCUUUGUGAGAAGGGUGAUGUGGAUAUGGCUAAAAAAUUGAUGGGAGAGAUGGGUUUGAUUGAUCUUUAUCCCGAUAUGAUAACAUAUGUCUCGAUGAUUAAAGGGUUUUGUGAUGUGGGUAGAUUGGAGGAGGCUUGUGCGUUGUUCCCAGUAAUGAGUGUGCAUGGCUGUUAUCCUAAUGUAGUGGCAUAUUCGGCACUUCUUGAUGGGAUUUCUAGGUUUGGGAUUGUUGAGAGGGCAUUUGAGUUGUUGGCAGAGAUGGAGAAGCAAGGUGGGGGAUGUCGUCCAAAUGUUAUCACGUACACAUCUGUGAUUCAGAGUUUUUGUGAGCAAGGUAGAACAAAGGAUGCACUGUCAGUUUUGGAAUUAAUGGAGGUUCGUGGGUGUGCUCCAAAUCGUGUCACUGCUAGUGCUUGGAUAAGUGGUAUUUGUAUGAAUGGCGAGCUACAGGAUGUGUAUAAUUUUAUCGAGAGAAUUGUUGCGAGAGGUAGUGUUUCGAUUGGUGACUGCUAUAGUUCUCUUGUGGUGUGUUUGAUAAAGAUUAAGAAAGUGGAGGAAGCAGAGAAGACCUUUAGGAGGGCUUUAUCUAGUGGGAUGAAGCCUGAUAGUUUGGCAUGCAGUAUGAUGAUUAGGGAGAUUUGUUUGGAGAAACGAGUGCUUGUUGGGUUUUGUUUAUAUGAAGAAGUUGAGAAAACAGGAUGCUUGUCUUCCAUUGACAUCGAUAUAUAUUCUAUUCUUUUAGCUGGGCUUUGUCAACAAGGCCAUUCAGCAGAAGCUGCAAGGCUUGCAAGAUCGAUGCUUGAAAAAAGAAUUCCUCUCAGAGCUCCUUAUGUUGAAAAAAUAGUUGAACACCUGGAGAAUUUUCGAGGGAAGGAGCUUGUGGCUGAAUUAAUUAGCAUGGUAAAGUGAUGCUGAACUAAAGACAGUUUAUUAAUGUUAGGCGGUUGUUUCUUAUUUUAGAGCAGGAUUAUCAAUACACAGUAAGGUUCUAGUUCAGAGGGAUCAUGCAUGGAAAAAGAGUUCAUUAAAAGGAAACAUAGAUCACACAUCUUGUCUGGCUCCUGGUAAUUGUGGAAUCUUAGAAGUUAAUGCUAGCUAUCAUCAACAGCUGUUAUCAUGAACUGAAGUGCAAAGCAAACCAGGUUCUGAAGAUGGAGUACUGUGAGGCAGCCACUGGCUGUUGUUUGCAGAAUAAUUCCAGCAGAUCACAGACGUUUAUUAUGUUCGAAUUGAUUACGACAAAUAAGAAUGGCAGUGAAAGAUAUAACAAUAGCAAUAUCCUUUGCCAUUUUGCUCUCGGCAGUCAUCCUACAUUUUGCCAUGACUUGGAUGGAUUUUCAUUUUGUAUUUGAGUGCUGAUGUGAUAAGCGCCUCAAUUAUGUUCUUAAUCUUCUGUCGGCUUUUGUUUAUUUGGUGCACGUCAGAUCUUGUUCAUCAUUGAGUUUGAAUGAUAAUAAGAAAGAUCUGAU